Molecule: messenger RNA, 1251 nt
Organism: Talpa occidentalis (Iberian mole)
Lineage: Eukaryota; Metazoa; Chordata; Mammalia; Eulipotyphla; Talpidae
Gene: GTSF1
Product: gametocyte specific factor 1
Exons: 9
Coding region: 397-900 (167 amino acids)
Source: RefSeq, a predicted model, not a curated record
UUAGGGCCUCCUAACAGCUCACCUUUAGGGUGCCGGGUUCUCUUCACCACUGAUACCGCCAUUUUCUGCCCAGAGCCCGAGUCCUCCUGUGGGUUCUCAGCCCUUGUCCAGUCUCUCUCCCGGGGGCAGUUCACAGCCGCAGCUUCGCCCCCUCGAGGGCCUCCCUAGGGCCUCUUUCUCUUUUUUUACGUUAAUGCCUUCCCAUUGCUUAAAUCUACUUUGAAUGUUUUGUUUAAAGAAAGAAAAACACUGUUUUACUAAGGCCCCAGCUCUGUUUAACCAGUUGCUUCAGACAACACCCAGCCCCAAACUUGACUGCUUCGCGUCCCGUUUAUCCAUUUCUCCAAGGUCUAGUGCUCUGGAAAAGCACUUGGAUUCGACUCCUUCAUUUCCAACAUGGAAGAAACUUACAUCGAUUCCCUGGACCCUGAGAAGCUAUUACAAUGCCCCUAUGAUAAAAAUCACCAGAUCAGGGCCUGCAGGUUUCCUUAUCAUCUUAUCAAGUGCAGAAAGAAUCAUCCUGAUGUCGCAAACAAAUUGGCUACUUGUCCCUUCAAUGCUCGCCACCAGGUUCCUCGGGCCGAAAUCAGUCAUCAUAUCUCAAGCUGUGACGACAAAAGUUGUAUUGAGCAGGAUGUUGUCAACCAGACUAGGAACCUGGGACAAGAGACCCUGGCCGAGAGCACAUGGCAGUGCCCCCCUUGUGACGAAGACUGGGAUAAAGAUUUGUGGGAACAGACCAGCACCCCAUUUGUUUGGGGCACAACCAACUACUGUGGUAACAACAGCCCUGCAAACAACAUCGUUAUGGAACAUAAAAGUAACCUGGCUUCAGGCAUGCGUGUUCCCAAGUCUCUGCCGUAUGUUCUGCCGUGGAAAAACAAUGGAAAUGCACAGUAACUGAAUAUCUAUCUCAUCAAAUGCCAGACCCUAGAAGAUUCUUCCUGCUACCACUGGGUUCUCCAUUUUUCUCCUAAUCUCAUUAUAAAGAUAAACUGAUUAUCAAACUGACAACUGCUUUUGUUUUCUACCCCCUUUGAUUCAUUUGAUUCAAGAAAGAACCCUGAUACUCAGAAGAACUGUUCUGAAUAAACCAUCAAUGUAGUUAAUUAGUUUGGUUACCUACCUGCAGCCCCAACCUCAGAAAUUAUCACAUUCCAUUCAACAUUACUGAAACGUCAUCACUUAAAGUUAUCUCACAAGACCUAGCUAAAGCAGGCAAGAAACUCGGGUUGGAAAAAGUAACUAUGU